Molecule: messenger RNA, 1688 nt
Organism: Macadamia integrifolia
Lineage: Eukaryota; Viridiplantae; Streptophyta; Magnoliopsida; Proteales; Proteaceae
Product: probable indole-3-pyruvate monooxygenase YUCCA8
Exons: 3
Coding region: 184-1446 (420 amino acids)
Biological process (GO): auxin biosynthetic process
Molecular function (GO): flavin adenine dinucleotide binding; NADP binding; N,N-dimethylaniline monooxygenase activity
Source: RefSeq, a predicted model, not a curated record
CACAAGUUUUCUCCUCUCCUCUCCUCUCCUCUCUUCUCUUCACUUCCAUUCUCCAUCUCCUACUCUUAUCAUCUCAAUUACAAACAAACUUAACCAACAACCCCAAUACUCUCCUUCAAACUUCCCUUCCAAGUAGUACACAUACAAAUACUACUACACAACUCUGGUCAAUAGUCCUUCAAGAUGUUUUGUCUUGCUGAUCAUGAGGAUAUCUUUGCUCGCCGGAACGUGUGGGUAAACGGUCCAGUCAUUGUCGGCGCUGGCCCUUCUGGACUGGCGGUCGGCGCCUGCCUGAAAGAACAGGGUGUACCCUUUGUAGUCCUUGAAAGAGCAGACUGCAUUGCCUCUCUGUGGCAAAAACGCACCUAUGAUCGCCUCAAACUUCACCUCCCCAAGAGCUUCUGCCAGCUUCCUAAACUCCCAUUCCCAGAGGACUUCCCUGAGUACCCAACCAAGAAGCAAUUCAUACACUAUCUAGAAUUGUAUGCCAAGAAAUUUGAGAUCAACCCAAGAUUCAAUGAGUGUGUUCAGUCUGCUAAAUAUGAUGAGACUAGUGGGUUGUGGCGCGUCAAGACAGUCUCUACCAGCCCCAUCUCCGGCCGCAUUGAGGUUGAGUACAUUUGCAGGUGGCUUGUUGUGGCCACAGGAGAGAAUGCAGAGUGUGUGGUACCAGAAAUUGAAGGCUUAUCUGAGUUUGGUGGUGAUAUUGUACAUGUCUGUAACUACAAGUCUGGUGAGGAUUACAGAGGAAAAAAAGUACUAGUUGUCGGUUGUGGCAAUUCGGGCAUGGAAGUUAGUCUUGAUCUUUGCAAUCACAAUGCUCAGCCAUCCAUGGUGAUUCGCAGCUCGGUUCAUGUAUUGCCAAGGGAAAUUCUUGGGAAAUCAACAUUUGAAUUGGCGGUUCUUCUGCUGAAAUGGUUACCACUUUGGCUAGUUGAUAAGCUGUUACUGAUAAUGGCAUGGUUUGUGUUUGGAAACAUUGAGAAAUAUGGACUGAAAAGGCCAGAAAUGGGACCUUUAUUGCUCAAGAACACUGAAGGAAAGACCCCUGUUUUGGAUGUUGGUGCAUUACAGAAGAUAAAAUCUGGAGACAUCAAGGUUGUUCCUGGAAUUAAAAGGUUCUCAUCUGGUAGAGUUGAGCUUGUUAAUGGAGAAAAUCUUGAAAUCGAUUCGGUUGUUCUCGCUACUGGCUAUCGCAGCAAUGUUCCUUCUUGGCUAGAGGAGAGUGAAUUUUUCUCAAAGAAUGGGUUUCCAAAGGCUUCAUUCCCAAAUGGGUGGAAAGGAAACACUGGGCUAUAUGCUGUUGGGUUCACAAGGAGAGGGCUCUCUGGUGCCUCCUCUGAUGCUAUGAGAAUAGCACAAGAUAUUGGAAAAGUCUGGAAAGAGGAAACAAAACAGACAAAGAAGAGGAUUGCUUGCCAUAGAAGAUGCACUUCACAGUUCUGAUCAUGCAUCAAUUCUACAGUCUAACACUACAUGAAAGAUUCACCAUUGAAUUCUUUUAUUUUCUUUUUCGGGGUUUGCCGGAUGGAGAUCGAUCGUGUACAAUAAUAAUGUAUACUAGGACAAGAAAAAAAAAAAAUAGCGAAAGAAACAGUUAACACAGUGAGCCCUCUCCACAAGCCCAAGUUUUGGAAAGAAAUGGGAAUUUUGUGUACAGAGGAAGAUGAGGCUUUUUGGUUUUCCAA